Messenger RNA from Pecten maximus, 501 nucleotides. RefSeq lists its product as uncharacterized. The transcript is spliced from 4 exons. Bases 70 to 501 code for a protein of 143 amino acids. Lineage: Eukaryota; Metazoa; Mollusca; Bivalvia; Pectinida; Pectinidae. The record is from RefSeq and is a predicted model, not a curated record.
CCCUCCUGGGUAAUAGCACGUGAAUGCGGCCAGACAUUCUCAUUCUAGUUGCUUGUCAGAAUUUGGAAGAUGGCGAUGUUUAAGUUUCAGUGGUGUAUUGUUCUUGCGCUGCUACUGGACACGGUACAAAGGACCUAUGCUGACCCUAAGAAAUGUGUCAACACUCCAUUUGACUUGGUAAUUGCCAGUGAAGACACUAAAAGGGUGAUCCCAGGAUCAGUGGCAGAAAUUAACCGGGUAUACAGUGCGAUAGCGACACAGCUGGAUAUUGGAGGACAGCAUAGGAUGGCCUACUACACCAUGACGACAUCUGCUGUGCUUACAAACUUUGGCCUGUCUGACCAUACGACUACUGCUGCAAUAACAGCCGCCUUCACCGCAGUAGGAGACCAGAGUGAUAUAACUGCACUCCUGCAACUUCCAGAUGGUAAAUUCAUUGGGACUUCAAUCUUCCUUGUCGGUUUGAUUUUUUCAAAAGUUCAAACUCAAUUGGCCAAAUAG